CGUACCAGACUAGUUUAAGGAAAACCCAUUCUAGUAAAUGUCGGAUCCCAAACAAAUUGAGAAAAUGUCCCUGAAGGACAAUCCAGUGGACGAAGAAGAGGAGGAUAUAGUAAAUCCAUGGGAAGUCUCUACACACUCUGCCAAAGGCGUGGACUACGAUAAACUCAUCAGGAAGUUUGGGAGCACUAAGAUAGAUGAUGCUUUGAUAAAAAGAAUAGAGAAUCUGACUGGUAGACCUGUCCAUCAUCUUCUUAGAAGGGGGAUUUUCUUCUCUCAGAGGGAUUUGGAAAUGAUCUUGAAUGUUUACGAACAGAAAAAGCCUUUUUAUUUAUACACUGGUCGAGGGCCGUCGUCAGAGGCAAUGCACAUGGGACAUCUCAUUCCAUUUAUUUUCACUAAGUGGCUGCAAGAUACAUUCGACGUGCCGCUGGUCAUUCAAUUGACUGAUGAUGAGAAGUUUCUGUGGAAAGACCUAACUUUAGAGCAGACCAACCAUUUAGCGUUUGAAAAUGCUAAGGAUAUCAUCGCAUGUGGUUUUGACGUUGAAAAGACCUUCAUUUUUAGUGAUCUUGACUUCCUAACAAACAGCCCUGCGUUUUACAGAACAAUUUGCAGAAUCCAGAAACUUGUGACCUACAACCAAGUGAAAGGAAUCUUCGGAUUUACGGAUAGUGACAGUAUCGGGAAAAUAAGCUUCCCGGCUAUCCAGGCUGCUCCCAGCUUCAGCUGUAUGUUUCCGGAAAUAUUUAAUGGAAGAUCUGAUAUCCCUUGUCUCAUCCCAUGUGCAAUAGAUCAGGAUCCUUAUUUUCGAAUGACAAGAGACGUAGCUCCUAGGAUGGGUUGUCUGAAACCUGCCCUUAUUCACUCUACAUUUUUCCCUGCCUUGCAAGGAGCACAGACUAAAAUGAGUGCAAGCGACCCCAAUUCAUCUAUAUUUGUCACAGACACAGACCAGGAGAUUAAAGACAAGAUUAACAAAUAUGCAUUUUCUGGAGGCGGUGCCACUAUAGAGGAACAUACAGCCAAGGGAGGAAACUGUGAGGUGGACGUUUCAUACCAGUAUCUAACUUUCUUUAUGGAUGACGACCAGCGACUUGAAGAAAUUCGAAAGGCUUAUACAAGCGGUGAAUUAAUGACAGGGUCAUUGAAGAAGGAACUGAUAGAUAUUUUACAGAAACUGGUCGGUGAACAUCGUCAAAGGAGGUAUGCUGUCACUGAUGACAGUGUAAGGCAAUUCAUGAAACCAAGAAAACUUAAAUAUGACUAUCCUCCUCCAUAAAAGACUUCCUGAUGUUUUAGGUACCAGUGGAAUGUUAAAUAAAUUUGUUCAUUAAAAAACUGUAGAAAUGCAAAAUAGAAUAUGCUUGUUCUUUUUUAUUAAAU
Messenger RNA from Saccostrea echinata, 1383 nucleotides. Its product is annotated as tryptophan--tRNA ligase, cytoplasmic-like. Lineage: Eukaryota; Metazoa; Mollusca; Bivalvia; Ostreida; Ostreidae. The coding region runs from base 38 to 1279 and encodes 413 amino acids. The transcript is spliced from 8 exons. Gene Ontology annotation, molecular function: ATP binding; tryptophan-tRNA ligase activity. Gene Ontology annotation, cellular component: cytoplasm. The record is from RefSeq and is a predicted model, not a curated record. Gene Ontology annotation, biological process: tryptophanyl-tRNA aminoacylation.